Messenger RNA from Amphiprion ocellaris (clown anemonefish), 1456 nucleotides. RefSeq lists its product as uncharacterized. Gene Ontology annotation, cellular component: membrane raft. The record is from RefSeq and is a predicted model, not a curated record. Gene Ontology annotation, biological process: B cell receptor signaling pathway; positive regulation of B cell receptor signaling pathway; regulation of B cell differentiation. Gene Ontology annotation, molecular function: transmembrane signaling receptor activity. The coding region runs from base 238 to 1032 and encodes 264 amino acids. The transcript has 6 exons. Lineage: Eukaryota; Metazoa; Chordata; Actinopteri; Pomacentridae.
UUGUUUCAUGUUUUUAAUGCGAACUGUCACGUAACCAAACUGAGCUCUUUUCAUUUAUGACUUGGCCCCCAGUGAGUCAGUGUCCAGAAACAUUUUGAGGAAGUUGGUUUUGCCAGAAACAGGAAACCCUUCAGUUGCAGUUUAUUCAUCAAGACAAAAUGAGAAGUGCUGAAGAGACACACGGAACAAUCUCAUCAGAAGACCAGAAACACACCCAACUAACUCCUAAAUCGCAACAUGGAUUCUCAGCAGUUUUGGCAUCUUUUCUUCGUGUUUCCUUGGAUGUUUGUAUUUUGUCUCCCUUCUGUGUGUUCAGGAAUGAAUGCACCAAAAAUGCGCUUGGAGAACACUGUCUUUGUGGCCUUUGCAGGUGAAGAUCUCAGGAUUAACUGUGAGUUGGAGAAACCAGCAAACCAAUCUAAAGACAUCUUGAGGUGCUUCAGUCCUCACGGAGAAAUUUACCACUGUGACGUUGCUUCUACGGAUGGUCACCCACAUACAGACAAACUGCAACUGGAGCUGAAAAAGUUGACCUAUUCAGGAGAAUACAACUGCCAGUAUAAAACGGCGAAGGUGUACUUUUUUCUUCGAGUGAGGGCUGAAGGCUACAAGGAGCCCAAAAUGUUCAACUACACCAAACUCAUCACGGUGGCCACCAUCACUGGUGUGCUGUUGAUCUUGAGUGUGAUCGGCUCAGUGUAUGUCUUCAGAGGAUAUUGGAAAGAGAAGAUGACUGAAAGUGGCGACAGGCAGAAAACUAGCAGAAAACCAAAGGACAACAGAGAAGAGAGGAAAAAGGAAGAUAUGGAUGAAACUCAUGCAGAUGUAAUGGCAGCUGAGUCUACGUCCUUCUAUGCUAGUCUUGAGACUCGACCCAGGUCCAUCUAUGAUGUUCUGGACCACUCAGCUGCCAGCAGAGAGCCGGACCGGAGGAAACCUAAACCAAAGAAAAAGAAACCCCCAAAAACGGUGGCGCAAACUACAGAGCAGCAGGAUGAAGGUGUGUUUGAGUGUGUUUAUGAAAACUUCUGAAUCGUUAAUAAACUUAUUCCAGUAGACUAUGAUAUUCAUAUCAGCAGCUGUAAUAUGUAUCAUUGCUUUCCUAUUUUGAUGUCAUACGUAACAGUAACAGAAUAACUUAGAUUCUGUACCUCAGUGUAAGUAGCAAAACCACAAUGUGAAAAUACUCAAUAAAGGUACAAAUAAAGGUUUUGCUUUUAAAACAUGUAAAUAAAAAUGUACAAGAGUAUUAAAAAAUGUGCUCAGAGUAUUAAAAUAACUAACCAAGCAGACUACUGGAUUGUUCUGACUGAUUUCCAAACAUUUUUGUAGCAUUUUAAUGUUGUAGCUGAUUGAAGUGGAAUUGUUUAACACUUUGGGUUUUAUUAACUGUUUAACAAAGUGCAAUGUUUGCUAUGCUCAUAACAGGUUUAUAAAAACUAAAUCAUCAAAGUAA